GGUUUUAAAACUUAAAAAUUUUUGUAGCUACAGUGUAUGGGUUUACUUGUCUUUUACAUCAACAUUUUCAGAAGCUUGGCUGUUCACAGAGGAUUUCUUUUUUAUCACAAGUUCCUAAACAAAUACUUCCUCUAAGUCGAGCUCUUUAGGUUUAACAGUGUGUCACUGGUCAUUAGGGACAUGCACUUUAAACAUUUUGUUCAAUGUGUAGAGAAGUUCUGAAGAGAAAACCAAAUUAUUUUGAUGUAAAAUGGCCUUUCAAGUGUGGUAUUCUAUAAGGUAAAACAAUGCAUUUGUAACACGUAACAGUAUGAGGAUUUCUUUUGUGGCGUCUAUAGUGUUCAGGAGAUUACUUACCACUUACUAGAAAUUGAUCCCCUUCCAUUAAAGCAUAACUUUUGUGACUUAGCAAGCAUAGUAAUAAUACUGUCUGUUGCUUUUUCAAUAUUACAGAAACCAGAACGGCUGUAUUUAAUUGAAUGUAAAUAAUUUGUUUUCUUUUAAAUGUGGGAGAAGGGGGCAACUGAACUCAUGUCAUAGUUGACUGUCUUAACAGGGAUGUUGGAGGCAAUAAACUUUUGUCUUCUUGCUUAUGAGUUAUUUGCUACUGAAAUUACCAACAUAAACAAAAAACUCCAUGUCAACAUAAACAUGGAGGACAGUUCUUUGACCUUUAAUUGCCAGUUUAAAAUUUGACUGAUAUUAACACAGGACAGGUAUCUUUUGCUCUUGCUGCUGAAAAUUGAGUCUUGAGGUGCAUUUGCCUGUUUGCUUCAAGCUAGGCAGGAAAAUGACAUUAGUAGAUUUCCUUCACUAGGUGAAAACAUAUUUUUCAGUCACAGUCAUGGAUCUUUACAAUAAGUAAUACUUGCGUGAUCGAGCACACACAAAAGAUAUACAAGAGAACACCUUAAAUGGCAGAGGUAGUAGUAUCAAAACCAGCACAGUCUUACAGAUAGCCUUCUUGUAGAAUACUUGGAACAUUUAAAAAUUAGAGCACAGAGGAUAACAGAAGACACAGAUGUGGAAGAACUUGCAUUUGGAAAUAAUUUUUUUUUCCCCUUACAGUAAUACUCAAAAAUGGAAAAAGUAGAACUAUUAUAUACUUUUUCUUGUUGGCAGCAGUAAGGCAAAGGACUUUUUGCAGCUUUCAGAUGCACUCCCAUAUUGCUUCAUCCAGAUUAUUUCAAAAGCAAAAUUUUAAAACAUGAAGAGGUUAUUACAUUUAUUUCAGUAUUGUCUAUAAAGAUAAAUACCAAAUUAUUUCCUCCUCUUCCUAUAUUGUUUCUUUCCCUAGAAAUCUUUAGUUCUUUCAGUUUUUCUACUAUUUCACCUUCUGUUUGCCUGGUAAGUUUAAUGAUAGAAGUUUUCAAUCCCAAAGCCCUACUUUUGACUAGAGCAGCACUGAUUAAAGCAGUAAGUAUACCUAAAUAUACUAAACAACAUUCUGUGUAUUACUGGUGAGAUUCAGACUGAUAGAGUGUACUUUUCUUCUGUUUCUUCAGUUCAUCAACUGAAACUGAUGUUUGUGGAGAUUUUGACUGGUAAUGUCUGGUUUGCACUUCCUGACCUGAAGGUUGCCUCAUUUUUCAUUACAGUUGGGUUUUAUCGGUGUUUUAUCAACAGUAUCUGAGCCAAGUCUACCUUUUGGUGGACUACUACUACUUAGUAGUCUACCACUACUAGGUAGUGAUGCUCUGUAAAUAGUUGUUUUCACAGACAUCGUGCUCUCUCUUGAUCACCGCUUACUUGAGAAAAAAUGAAUAGCUUUUGCCUUUACCUGAACUGCCUCGUCAGAGGCCUGUAUCCUCUCAAACACCUAAAUGUAUGUGAAGAAGAGAGCAUGCAAAAAUUGCAGGCUUCAAAAGCUUUUAAAGGUCACAGUAGACUCUCUUGCUAGGGUAACUUAAGUGUGCUUUGACCUUUUUCUAGUUAAUAAGAUCUUUUAGGAAAUUUUAAUGAUUUCUAUGGGCAGUGAUGCAAAUUGGGACUUGGUGGCUGCAUGUAGUAACUGGUCAGUUGUGUGGUACAGAGAUAUAACUGCUGCAACAGGUGGAACACAUUUAUUCUUAUCUCAGGUGACAUUAAUAGUUUGUCUCUAGGAUGUCCCAGUUCCUAGUAUUUUAGAGCUGCUGCUGCUGCAAGAGCACCUUCACGCUUUCUUGACAGUCUGUGCUUUGGAUAGUAGUACUUUGAUUUUUAACAACCUAGGAACCUUGGCUACCUUGGUCCUAGAACCUUUUGUUAGAAGGAAGGUGUGUUCAUGUGGAAGAUUGCUCGAUGUCACCCACAGUGUCAAGUUAUAUAUAGACAAGAAAAAAUUUUGUUUCUGUAACUGUUGCUCUCUGAUGUGAUUUCUGUGUGUUCAGGAGUUACUCUGCAUUUGUCCACUGGAAUGCCUGAAGGAGUCUUAAAGUCUUCCUAAGGCUCUGAAAUCCUAACAGGGGAAAGGGCUGGUUUUUUAGGGCUUUAUGCAAAGCAUACAAAUGUCUCAGUCCUGUGAAUUCAUCCGUUUGGAUAUUAGUGAAGAAAAAAAUUAUCUGGCUUUCAUGAUUUAAAUGGAUGUAUUUGCAAUGAGAAUGAAAAAAUCCUCUUAACAGGUAACACGAGAGUAACAGUUACAACAUAGAAGAUCUUUUCAUUUUUAAACUGAUCAAGGCUAAAGACAUUUGCAAGAUCCAUUUAUAUGGAAACAGAGUUCUUUUUAUGUGUAUGAGUUACGGACAAGAUCUGAAGAUACAUACUUCAGCAAGUAAGCUAAAUCUGUAUCCCAUAAUGAUCAAAUGUAUUUUGGAUUUGUCACCCUAAUGCGUAUCAGUCUAAAAUUAAUUUCUUUGCCUCUGAAAAUAUCUGAUCUUGGCAUCUGUCAAAAAGAAAUAACUGAUCUAAAUGGCUCAUAGGUUUAGCAAACUUAUGUUAAUUCUUACAUUUUAUACUGUUAAAUUAUACUGUGAAAUGGUUGGGGGGAGCUUACAAUCAAGUAUGUACUUAAAAAUCAAUUUAAUUGAAGACUUCAGAUUGGCUCCUUGUCAUGUGAUGAUGGUAUUUUAAUUGAUGGUUGCUUUUCAUAUUAAUUUUAAUGCCUUAGAUACAAUUCUUUGUACAUUUCUGUGUUUGAAUUUCUUUGAAAUCUAAUUUCAACUUUACAUGUACUAGUUUUAUAAUGUUUAACAUUAAUAUGUCAGCAUCCUGAAGAUAAAUUAGGUGGGCUUAAGAGUACCUAUCCGUAAUCAGCUUAAUAGUAAUGUCAUUUGAUGAAACCUACAUAGCAAUUCUUUCAUUUGUAUUGGUCAAGUAUUGUAGUUGUUCUUAGUCUUUAUUAAUUCCUUUAGUUUUGUUAAGGACUUUCACUUGGUUGUUCUUUACUUAAAACUUGAAUACGAAGAUUCUAGAUCCUCCUAUUCAUUGUGAAAACAGAGGCAUUGGAGAGCAGAAGUAUUUUAUUUUUCAUGGAGAGUGUUUUUAAAUGGUUGGUCAACCCAGCAUCUUUAACAUUCAAAAGUCGUUUGUAUGCAAUGCAGACAGGGAUGAAGAUUGAUAGUAAAACCCCAGAAUGCCGUAAAUUUUUAUCCAAACUUAUGGAUCAGUUGGAAGCUAUGAAAAAGCAAUUUGGUGAUAAUGAAGCAAUUACUCAGGAAAUUGUUGGUUCUGCUCAUGUGGAGAAUUACGCCUUGAAAAUGUUUUUGUAUGCAGAUAAUGAAGACAGAGCUGGGCAAUUUCAUAAAAACAUGAUAAAGUCCUUUUAUACUGCAAGUCUCCUGAUAGACGUUCUAACGGUAUUUGGGGAGCUCUCUGAAGAGAACGCCCAGCACAGGAAGUACGCCAGGUGGAAGGCAGCAUACAUUCAUAACUGCUUAAAGAAUGGAGAGACUCCUCAGCCUGGCCCCAUUGGAAUGGAAGGAGAGAGUUUUGCAGAUGCUGAAAGGGAAGAAGCAGGGUCAUCUUCUGCCCAUAGUGGAACAACUCCAUCAUCAUCAUCUACAUAUGAAGCUAACAACAUACCGACUAGUAAUUACACUGGCAUACAUAUACCACCAGGUGCCCAUGCACCAGCCAACACUCCAGCUGAAGUACCUCAUAACACAGGAGUGACAAGUAACACCAUUCAGCCUGCUGCACAGAAUAUUCCUCUAGUUGAUCCUUCCCUUUACAGUGCUCAGUCUGCAGGAGAAGUCCGCUUGACUCCAGAGGACUUUGCCAGAGCUCAAAAAUAUUGCAAAUAUGCUGGCAGUGCAUUGCAGUAUGAAGAUGUGAGCACUGCUGUGCAGAAUCUACAGAAGGCCCUCAAGUUACUGAUUACAGGCAGAGAAUGAAGCUUUAAUCCAACAGAUUCUCGUCUUUUGCCUAAAGAACUAACACUUUGUUACUGUACCUGUUAAGGAAGUGGAGUUACACAGAAAUUCUCAAUCCCAUCACUCAUGACAAUGAAACCACUGUUUCACUGUCAGAUUAGCAAUUUCUGGUACAGUUGGAAUCUCUGUUUUCAUUUUACAGACCGUGGAGCUUGAAACAUGAAUGCAGUAGCUCGUUGUAUGCAAAGUAUUGAAGAAAGUACUGUGAGCACCACUCAGGAGUUAGAAUUCGUCUUGCAAUAUUUGGUUUAUCGGAAUUGGAAAAUGCUAACUGUAAAAAACUUGAGAAUUAGGAUGUUCUGUUAAAAUUCUUACUCAUGUUUAUUAUUGCAAACAAUUAUUUUAUAGGUAUAAUAGCUUUAAAAUGGUAACUAAGAUUAGUGCUUUCCUCCUGAAACGAGAGCAUGUGAAAAGGCUGACAGGUCCACACUUGGAAGGGCUUUUCUAUAUGUAAUUUUUUUGGGUAUUUGUAUUAUCUGAGACUGAAGUCUAAGCUGAGGGAGUCUUGAGGACCUUCAUAUUUAAUUUGAAAAUGUGCUGGGAAAAACAUUUCUUGAUACUUCAGAGGGAGUAAUUUUGAUGGUGUUGCAAUCUAGUCCCCCACCGGUAUAUGGACUACUAUAUGUAUUCUCGAUUAUUGGUUCUUGCUCCUUCUGUGUGAACACUUAAAAUUUUGUAUAUGUAUGGUUAAUUAAGAGAAAAUACUAAUAUUUAUCAACAAUGAUCCCGAAACUGGAAGCAGAGAUUCUAAAUAAUUUGAACUUUCAGGAAGGCUUACUGAAAGAACAAACCUGUUCCAUCUUUUUAAGAGGCUGGAAAAAAGCUUGUUCUUCAGCCAUUAAAACCCUAUAGGUUUGUCUCUGGUAUUAGUGUCAUAGAGCUUUGUAUUUCCAACUAACAUUUUUCCUGCCUGCUUUGUUGUGAAGACUUUUUGGACUUGGGAUUUAAUUAAAAUCUCUUCAAAACUGGAUUUUGAGUCUUUAUGAGGUCUACAACUGCAAUUACAGAACUCUUGAUUGUUAAAAAUCCCCCCAUGCUAUGUAAAAGAACAAAUACACAGUCUUUUAACUGGCGUGACAUAAUAAUUGAGUACACCAUAAAGCAUGUUUGAUAUAUGUAGUAAUGAUAUUUUAUCUGAUCUCUGUCUUUCCAAGCUGCCAGAUCAAAUCCAUGUUACUUAUAGCUGCACUGCUUUGGAGUGACUAAAAUAAGUGUUAAAUUCAAAGCAAAAAGAUGAGGAAAAGAAAACCAAACAAGCAUGCAUUAAAGUUUAGCUGGUUGUAUCCUUUAAAGUGUGUAGUGUCUUUGACAGCAGAUUUGAAACAGGUAAUAUGAAACUUAAAAAUGUAUGCUUAAGCACUUCUGUUGACUAGAUAAAAUUCAGUUGACUGAGAUAAAAUAUGAUACUUUUUAUGUUGCUUUCUGAUAUGCAUGCUAAUCUGGACAGUGACUUGGGGAGUUGUUUCUUUAAUGUCAGUCAUUACUUUAAUUGUUUGGGGAAAUUUAGAAUAAAACUAUCUGAAACUUUUUGGACAGUAAUGCUGUAGAGGCCUGAGCAGUAAGUCUGUAUUUUGUACAGUGUUGCACACAAGAUAGACCUCUCACUUCAGUAUCAAACUGAAUUACUGCAACGUCUUCCACAUAUAUAAUUGUUGGUUUACACUGUAGCAUUGCCAUAAAGUACAUGCAGCAUUGCUAUAAAAUAGUCAGAAGUUUCUUUCAUUUCAAGAUCAUACUACUGUAUUUUAAAACCAGCUUCAGUCCCCUGAACUCGUAGGAAGAAAUGCAGUUUUCCUAUUUCUAUUUAUAAAAUAGUAAAAAGAACUUUGGGGCUUUUGUGUUACAUGCAAAAAUAAGUAAGCUAUGAUGUAACAUAUUGAUUUGUGGCUUUUAAGUUAAAGUUGUUGGGUUUUUUGUGAUUGAAUGAUCUGAAAUGGAAUACGUAACUACGCUUGAAAGUGAAAAUGUAAGUAUUUCUUAAAGCAUAUAAAAUAUUUUCUGUUGGCCACGAUUAUAUUGUACCUCUUGAUUCCUCUAGGAAACCAUGGAAUCAUCAGUAAAAAAGCGAUAAGCAAUGCAAAAUUCAUAAGCAAUUUGCUUGAACGACCAUUUGCACAUCUGUUAACUUUACUCUGCCUAGAAAGAAAUUAGUGUUCCUGAGGGGGAUGGAGAUGAAAAUGCUAAGACAUAAGUUUAAGAAUUUCUUAGAGAAGCUAGCAAGACAUUCUUUCUGAAAAUAAAUUAGUAUUUAGAAGAUUUAUUAUAUAAAAUUGAAUGUGAAGUGGAACAUAUCCUAAUACUAACCUUCAGACCACAAUACCUGAUAUAGCCUAUUAUUUUGCAUAAAAUUAUUUUGCUGUAAUCAUUUACUUCUUAAUUGAGAAGUUUUGUAACAGCUCAUAAGACUGUUUUAAACCUCAUCUUUAAGCUGAUGGUUUUUUGAUGGAACAGAUGGAAUAUUUAUCAUCUAAACUGAUGCCUAAAGUAAAUUAUAGCAAAGCAUUUCCAUUCCAUUAAGUGUAGCCUCUGGGAGAGCUUUAAAUACAGCAGAUAGCACAAAAGUACAAACCACUGUUGCAGAACAGUUGAAAAGGUGUACAUAUUUGAAAUUGUCAGGAGAAUGUAGGUACAUUGGCUAUAACUAUGCCAAAUUGGAAUUUGUGACAAGCACUGAAAUUUAUGGCCACAUUGUUAAAUGUUGUGUGAGCUUUUAAGUGUUGACUGAUUCAUUUUACAGCUGUUCUGAGUGAUAAAGUACCAACACACAGCUUCUUCUCAACUGCUUCCCCAGACAAACAAGUACAGUAUUAAGGGAGAGUGCUGAUUUUGUUCCAUGCUGCAGUUAACCACUCCUUUUCAGUCUCACUGCCACCUACAUACUCGUUGGCCAUUCUCCUUUGGAUGGUGAAUUCUCAAUCUCCUAAAUCUUUCUUAAGAAAAGAGAAGGAGACAUCUGUCAGAUUUUUAUCAGGUUUUCCAUGUUCAGUUUUGCUACUUAGUUAAGCUAGAAUUUUAGGCAAUCUGUUCAGUGUUCGUUACUUAAAAGGCUUUAUGUUUUUGCAGUUCUUUGUAUUUUCAUUUCUUUCCAGGGAAAGUCCCAUAUUAUACUUCAGGAUUCCUACAGAAGUCUUUAAAAAGUGUAUUGCAGAGGAGGUCAUCCCUUAAGAAAUGGUGAAGAUUUUUUCAAAUUCAUUUGGUUUACUAAUACUGGAGGCAAUGUUAUCAAAUUUUUGAAGUAAUUUUGGGUGGAAUAAUACACUUUCUUUGUAAGUGAAAUCUUUUUUUUUCACUUGACUUUGUAAGUGUAAGUGAAAUUUCAGAAGCACUGAAGUAUGAUCACAUUCCAGAAUGUGAUUGUGACAGUAAUAUUUGAGACUAUAUAGUACUGACCUGCAAGAAACUAACAGCAGAGAAACUUCCUGCUUGAAGCAGAAUUGGGGGGUGGAGGUGGUUUGUGUGCAGACACAUCAGUGCAUGUAUAAUACAAUAUAUAUAAAUUCAAUGGGGAGCUGUAGGAAUGCCUUUAAAAAAAAAUAGUUACCUUGUUUACAAGUAUUGGAAAAAUGUCAGUUACAAAUAUAUAGAUACUGCUGACAAAUGUUGAUUUUAACAUGAGGUUUUAAAUGUACUAGCACAGGGCCAAAAGUUAGCAUUUAAUUGUGUGGUAUUCCAGAUGAAUGGUCCUUGGUUUUCUUCUUUUUCAUGUCAACUGUAAAAUAGGAGCCCAGUACAAACUGAAUGCGAACACAAAUUCAGAGGACAUUAAAUUUAUAAAGGAUCAAAUGUAGUUUCUGUUAUUGUAAAGUCUUUGUGCUAAUGUUUUGAUUCAGAUUGGAAAGUGCCCGUGCUUAAAAAGUGUAAUUCUUGCGUACUUUUACAAUAUCCUUUGUCAUGCGGUUUAUGGAAUUAAGAGCCUGAGCCAGGAUAUCUCGACUAGGAAAACCUAGACUUUGAUGCCAAGUUUCUAAACCACCAAUGCAUCCUGGUACUGACAGCAGCUGUUUUUCACAAUCACCUCAGUAUUUAUUUUUAAACACUGGAAUUUUAACCAAGUUUGUUGGGAAAAGGAGCAAUACUUUUUUCUUACUGCAUCAUCACCUUUCAGUGUACAGCUGUAGUAACAAGAGAACUGAACAAAACAUGAUUUUCCAUUAGAUAUUUCACUAUCAAUCAAGAAAAGAGUAUUAGGGCUGCCAGCAGAGCUCUCCUUGGCUUACAAGAGUAUUGGAAAAGUCUGAUUAUAGACACUGUUGUAAUGCCCUAAAUGAUCUCAGAAUAGGAAAUUUAUUUAUAAGAGCAUUGAAAACAAACUUGAAAGAGGGAAGACGUAUGCCAGGGGAGAAAAUGAAAUUGCAUUCUCCACAGAAUGAGAGUGGGACAAAAGUGAUUGCAGAAGAAAUACUUAAAAUCCCUCAUGGAAUGGGAGCAGGACAGUGACUGGAAUGAGGUUAGAGCUGUCUGAUUUCUUUAGAACCUUGGAAGUGCUGAGAAAAAAUGCUGGAUCUUAAAGCAGAAGAUUACAGGGGGAUGAGAGAGACGGAAAGGAUGGGAAUGACAGGGAAAAAAAAACAUGAUUUAUUUAUUUUUUUUUAAUGCAGACCAGAACAAAUGUGAUUCCCAGCACAGGGGAAAGGUAAAGCACAGGAGAAAGUUAACACAGUUGACAAAAUGAUCGCAGAAUCUGAAGUCUAGCUAUAAAAGGGAAGCAAAAAAAUACAAUUGACAGCACUUUGAAGGAAGAGAGUAGAACCGUCCAUACUAAGAAUCUAUGCUGAUUAAAUAUGUCAUAUUAAUUAAAUAAAUAAAAUUUACUUGAUGUGCAGAA
Parus major (Great Tit) is the source of this 9177-nucleotide messenger RNA. It is a transcript of the gene VTA1, whose product is annotated as vesicle trafficking 1. Gene Ontology annotation, biological process: late endosome to vacuole transport via multivesicular body sorting pathway. NCBI's taxonomy places the organism in Eukaryota, Metazoa, Chordata, Aves, Passeriformes, Paridae. The transcript is spliced from 8 exons. Gene Ontology annotation, cellular component: multivesicular body. Bases 3450 to 4313 code for a protein of 287 amino acids. The record is from RefSeq and is a predicted model, not a curated record.